GACUGCAAUAUCGCGAGCUUUGUGCCCCAGUUCCCCGCCGGCCAGACGCAGCUCGUGGUACCCACGGAUAUUAAACCUCAUUUCAUCGGCCUGGCAUUUGGGGUGCAAAAUUACACCUGCAGCGAAAGCGGCACUUUCUCCAAUAUCGGGGCGGUCGCGGAGCUCAUUGACGUCUCGUGCUAUGUGAACGAAAGCUGGUUCCCCACGAUUCAAAACGAGCUCUACGCCGCGUGGACGGACGCCGACUUCAACGACUUCUCCAUCCAAGAGAUCAUCGACUUUGUGCACUUCAUCGACCCGCCGCAGAACCUUGCGCAGCAUUAUUUUGUGGAAAACCCGAUCACGGAUAGCGGCGUGAGCCCGAAGUGGGACUUUACGUCUUCCGGCAAGUUCAAAGGGAACGCGGACGCGUUCGUCAUUGCCAAGGGAAACGGCACGCUCUCCUCGCCGAAUGACCCCAAAGACGACGUGACAUGGUUAGAGGUGCUCCAGGUGAAGGGUGACGUCGCGGAUGAGGUGUUCCGCUUCGAUACGGUUGGUGGCCAACCGCCAGUAAACUGCUCACAUGGCCAAAGCCUGGACGUCUCGAUCAAAUACACCUCGAAAUAC
Postia placenta MAD-698-R-SB12 is the source of this 609-nucleotide messenger RNA. RefSeq lists its product as hypothetical. The transcript has 3 exons. NCBI's taxonomy places the organism in Eukaryota, Fungi, Basidiomycota, Agaricomycetes, Polyporales, Adustoporiaceae. The annotation marks the transcript as partial. The record is from RefSeq and is a predicted model, not a curated record.